GCUGCACCGAAGCCAGCUCGAGAGAACAUUUCUGACUGCCGCGCAACACCUUCUCCGCCAGGUGCUGCCGAAUGCGUAAGAGUGAAGCCAAACCGCGAAGCAAUGACUCUAACCAGAAGAACAAGUCACCGCAAUCCGGAUGAGUUUCCCACCGUCCAGCUCUUCCUCCUAGCCAUCGUCCGUCUCGCGGAGCCCAUCGCGCUCACGUCCAUCUUCCCGUACGCCUGGGCCCUCGUCAAGCGCUUCGAGAUCGGCAGCGAAGAUGACGCCUCGUUCUACGCCGGCCUGCUCAUCUCGGCCUUCUCCCUGGCGGAGGCUCUGAUGGGCAUGUACUGGGGCGGCCUGUCCGACAGGGUCGGCCGCAAGCCCGUGCUCCUGCUGGGCUGCGUCGGCACCAUGUUCAGCAUGGUCAUGGUCGGCUUCGCCUCCAACAUCUGGGUCGCCCUGCUCGGCCGGGCCAUCGGCGGCCUGCUGAACGGCAACAUCGGCGUCAUCCAGACCAUGGUUGGCGAGCUCGUCACCAAGCCAGAGCACGAGCCUCGUGCAUACUCGAUUAUGCCCUUCGUUUGGAGCGUCGGCACCAUCAUCGGCCCCAUGAUAGGGGGUUUGUUUGCUGACCCCCACGAGACGUACCCCCACGUAUUCCCUAAGGGCUCGCUCUUCGAGCGGUUUCCCUACCUGCUGCCGAACCUCAUCUGCGCCGGCAUGCUGCUGAUGAGCAUCCUGCUCGGCUACUUCCUGCUGGAGGAGACGCACCCGGACAUGCAGCCGCGCGUGCUGCUGCCGGACGACACCUUCCAGUCGGAGAACACGCCGCUGAUCGAGACGUCGGACGCCAUGAAGCGCCCGGCCGUCGACCUCCGCGACGAGAACUACGGCACCAUGCGCUCGCGCGACCGCGCGCAUGCCGCAUCCGCCGCCGCCGAGGCCUGGGCCGCCAACGACGUCGAGAAACAACCGGCCAGCAUCUUCUGCAAGCGCAUCAUGGCCGUCAUCCUCUCGCUCUCCAUCUUCACCUACCACUCCAUGACCUUCGACCACCUGCUGCCCAUCUUCUUCGAGGACGACCGGGCGGCGCCCAACUCGCUCUCCAGCGCCGCCGCAUCCGCCCUGGUCGCCGCCGCCCGGCCCGGCAGCCCGUUCUACUCGCCCGGCGGGCUGGGCCUCUCGCUGCAGGCGGUCGGCAUGGUCAUGGCGGUGCAGGGCGCCAUCGCGCUGGUGAUGCAGGCGGUGGUGUUCCCGCUGACGGCCGAGCGGGUCGGCGUGUACCGGCUCUUCCUGCUCGUCACGGUGCUGCACCCGCUCGCCUACCUGGCCGUGCCGCCGCUGCUGUACGUGCCCGAGCGCUGGCUGUUCCCGGCCAUCUACGCGUGCCUGGUCGUGCGCAACUUCUUCUCCAUCCUGCUCUACCCGCUGCUGCUGAUCCUCAUCAAGGAGGCCACGCCCAGCUCCGCCGUCCUGGGCAGGGUCAACGGCCUGGCCGCGAGCGCCGGCGCCGCGUGCCGCAUGGUCGCGCCCCCCGUGGCCGGGUAUCUGUAUGCCGUGGGGAAGAAGAUGGACUGCACGGCGCUGGCCUGGUAUGCGAGCGCCCUGGUGGCGCUCGUCGGGUCCGUGCAGUGCUUUUCGGUGAAGAGGGGCCGCGAGGAUAGGGGCAAGCAGGUGGCCGACGUGGAGGCUGUGGAGGAGUGACGAUCAGCGCCGCUGGUGGUGCUGAUCUGUUGUUAAGGCUCGACGGUGCGGUGUGUUGGUGGGGUUUAGGAUUUCGAGAAUU
Thermothielavioides terrestris NRRL 8126 is the source of this 1771-nucleotide messenger RNA. RefSeq lists its product as uncharacterized. Gene Ontology annotation, molecular function: transmembrane transporter activity. The transcript has 4 exons. NCBI's taxonomy places the organism in Eukaryota, Fungi, Ascomycota, Sordariomycetes, Sordariales, Chaetomiaceae. Gene Ontology annotation, biological process: transmembrane transport. The record is from RefSeq and is a predicted model, not a curated record. Bases 103 to 1689 code for a protein of 528 amino acids.